CCUUCAUCCUUACAUUCUUCAUCUUCAUCCCAACCACGAAACGAGUUCCUCUGAUUAAAAACAAAACAAAGAAAAUAAGCUCACUUUCUUGUGGAAUUUAAGGUAUGAAGGAUUCUCGAUUAGCGUCGACGAUGAAUCUUUGGACGGAUGAAUACGCAUCGGUCACGGAAGCUUUUAUGAGCUCCGAUCUUUCUGCUUUAUGGCCACCGCCGCCUCAAUCCUCUGCAUCCACUUCCACACCACCUGUUAUUACUUCUUCUUCUUCUGCUAGCGCCCCAACCCAAUCUCAGCCCCCCGUUUCUCUUUUCAAUCAGGAAACUCUCCAGCAGCGUCUCCAUGCUCUCAUCGAAGGCGCCCGCGAGUGUUGGACUUACGCCAUUUUUUGGCAGUCCUCCUACGAUUACUCCGGCUCCUCGGUACUGGGUUGGGGCGACGGGUAUUACAAAGGCGAAGAAGAUAAAGGGAAAGGGAAGUUGAAAACUUCAUCUGCGGCUGUGGAACAAGAGCACCGUAAAAAAGUGCUUAGAGAACUCAAUUCUUUGAUUUCCGGUUCCAUGGCUCCUAUGGACGAUGCCAUCGACGAAGAAGUCACCGAUACAGAGUGGUUCUUUUUGGUUUCCAUGACGCAGUCUUUCGUCAACGGCUGCGGGCUUCCGGGUCAGGCUCUUUUCAAUUCAACUCCAGUUUGGGUUGUUGGAUCGGACCGGCUAGCCGGUUCGACGUGCGAACGAGCGAGGCAAGGGCAGAUCUUCGGUUUACAAACGAUGGUUUGUAUACCGUCGGAAAAUGGGGUGGUUGAAUUGGGUUCAACGGAACUCAUCACGCAAAGCUCCGGUAUGAUGAAUAAGGUUCGGGUUUUGUUUAACUUCAAUAAUGGAAUUGAUGCUGCUUAUUUGUCUCUGUGUAAUAAUAUUGCUAAUGAAGGCGAAAAUGAUCCGUCUUCUCUUUGGAUUAGUGAUCCAAAUUCUGUGGUCGAACAUAAGGACAACAAUAAUCCUAGCAAACAGAAUCAGCAGAUUCAAAAGUCGAUUCAGUUCGGUGAGAAUCCGAGUUCUAUUCAUGUCGGAAAUCAUCAUCAACAGCAGCAGAAUCACCAGCAGGGUCAGAGCUUCUCGGAUUAUGGUUUCGAUGGGAUUAACAGUUCAAGGAAUGUGAAUUCUUCUAAUUUGCUAAAACCAGAAUCCCAGGAGAUACUGAAUUUUGGUGAGAGUAAGAGGAGUGGGAAUGGGAAUUUGUUUUCAGGUGAUUCUUCUGGUGUAGUGUUGCCUUCUUCUGGUAUGGAGAAAUCAAGUGGAGGUGCUGCUGAUUCGGAUCACUCCGAUAUCGAAGCAUCUGUCGUUAAAGAACCUGAUUGUAGCAGAGCUUUGGAGCCUGAAAAGAAACCUCGGAAACGAGGGAGAAAGCCGGCAAACGGAAGAGAAGAGCCUCUGAAUCACGUCGAAGCUGAGCGACAAAGGAGAGAGAAGCUUAACCAGAGGUUCUACGCCUUGCGUGCCGUGGUUCCGAACGUAUCGAAGAUGGAUAAAGCAUCGCUCCUCGGUGAUGCUAUCUCAUACAUCAAAGAGCUUAGCACAAAGGUACAGAAUGCAGAUUCAGAGAAAUUUGAGCUGAAGAAACAAUUAGAAGCAACCAAGAAAGAAUUGGCAAAUAAAGAUUCAUCACAAUUGAUGUGCAAUAAAUUGGUAGAAUUGGAAAUCGAAGUGAAGAUCAUCGGGUUGGAUGCAAUGAUUCAAGUACAAUGCAAGAGAAAGAACCAUCCAGCAGCAAGGCUAAUGACUGCUUUAAAGGAGCUAGACCUCCAUGUUCAACAUGCCAGUGUGACUGUAGUGAACGAUUUAAUGAUCCAACAAGCCACCGUGAAGAUGGCAAACCGGUUUUACACUCCGGAGCAGCUCAGGCUAGCUCUAACAUCCAAACUCGGAGAUGAAAGAUAUCGAACAUUAACUCGAGCUCGGCCCGCAUAAGCAAAUCAGUUCAACCCGGAGAUGCAACAUACAGAGGAUAGAGCAGAGCUUGACCCAAAUAAGCAAUGGGGAUAAAGAUUGAUCGGAGAUAGAUACGACUGCGGUAUGAUUGUUAAAACGGCCGCAGAGCUCCGGGACAUUUUAAGGCUCCUGGUAGCACACAAGCUCUGUAAAAAUACUCUUGGAUUUUGUUCUUAGUUGUGUUUAAGCAUAUUUAAUAGUUUGAUAGAUUAUUAAGUUAACUGGCAAUAGCCUUUUUGUGUUGAAUCUUGUUAUGUAUGUAUGCAUGUAUAUAUAGCUUGUUAUAUAUUGGAACCAAUAUGAAGUUCUGGGUUUA
This is a messenger RNA of Hibiscus syriacus, 2301 nucleotides long. RefSeq names its product transcription factor MYC2-like. Gene Ontology annotation, biological process: regulation of DNA-templated transcription. Lineage: Eukaryota; Viridiplantae; Streptophyta; Magnoliopsida; Malvales; Malvaceae. The coding region runs from base 105 to 1964 and encodes 619 amino acids. Gene Ontology annotation, cellular component: nucleus. The record is from RefSeq and is a predicted model, not a curated record. Gene Ontology annotation, molecular function: protein dimerization activity; DNA-binding transcription factor activity; transcription cis-regulatory region binding. The transcript has a single exon.